UUUCUUUCUGAGCACAAUCUCAAACCGCCUACACCGCGUUGAGCUUGGACCGAGACUACACCGCCUGGCCGACCAGCAUGGCCCCGUUUGCCGAAACACCCAUCAUUUCACUUCGCGAUGCUUCUUCGUUUGAAGUAUCCAAAGAACCAGACCUCCUCGAUGGAUGGUGGACCUCGGAGUAUCUGUUCUCGCUCGAGCGCCGAGCAAUCUUCAGCAAGACAUGGGUCUGCAUUGUGCACCGCAGCCGCUUCACAAAGCCGGGUGAUUACAUCUCCCUGGAGCUCGCCGGCUUCCCUGUCUUGAUCAUCCUGGGCAAAGAUCGCAUCGCCCGUGCCUUCCACAACGUAUGCCGCCAUAGGGCGUACACCAUCACCAAGAAGCCUAUCGGCUCUUCUCUCGUUCUUGGAUGUCGUUACCAUGGAUGGUCCUAUGACACCAUGGGUAACCUCGUCAAAGCUCCUCAGUUCGACGGCAUCGAAGGCUUCAACAAAUCUGAGAACGGCUUAUUCAAGAUCCACACUUGCACUGAUCGUGCUGGGUUUAUCCACAUCAAUCUCGAUGCCGGCGAGUCUCUUCAGGCGCCCAGUUGCGAAGAUCUCGUUGGACACGCAGCUGAACACGACAUCACGGCCAAAAGUAGGUGGCUCACCGGCUGGGAGUUAUGUGGCGCAUUCAAUUGGAAGACCAUCGGAGCCAGCGAUCGCACCGGCAUCGGGACGCCGAGCCCGUCCUCAGCCAGUGCUUCGGUCAUGGAGUUUCUUCUCUCCGUAUUCCGAGGUCCUGGCUUUGCAGUCGACGGGUGUCAUACCUUCCUGGCUGACCCCACUACUGUCAUACUCGUUUUCCCCUACUCGAACAUCUGGGCAACCAUGACCGGCUUGCCAGUCUCGGCUUCCGAGACCACCAUCAGAUGCGACAUCUUCUCUCGUGAUGGGCUUUCUCUGCCUCCUGCUACUGAAGAAGCGUUGAAGCUGUAUACUGCUUCCCAGGCCCAAGCGCUACAGCACCUCUACGACGUCGUGAAGUCUAUCCGACCCACUGAAGAGCCGGCGCAGGUGUCUCUCUUGAAGGAGCAUCUUCGUCUCGAGCGCCUGGCUGGGUGUGAGAUCUUCCCCGGCAGACGCGAAGAAGGAAGAAGCGAGGGCUUCUGCAAGGCCGAGAAGCUGUGCAAUGAGCUUGACAAGCUCGCGAAAGGUGGAAGCGAUGGUGCUUAUGCGAGGACGGGUUGCGCUCAAGGAGGCUUGGAGUGGUAGGUCGCGGUGCGAGCUUGGUGACACGUCGGCAUGUGACUGAAAUCUGGCUCAUCUUAAGUUUUAACAUGAGGUGCUUCUGUGGCUUAUGAGCAAUCGACUCUCAGUAUUUCUCUACUCGUCACUCUUAUAAGGCCACCAUAGCUCCUUCCAUCCAUAGUCGC
Messenger RNA from Trematosphaeria pertusa, 1414 nucleotides. RefSeq names its product ISP domain-containing protein. Gene Ontology annotation, molecular function: 2 iron, 2 sulfur cluster binding. The transcript is spliced from 4 exons. NCBI's taxonomy places the organism in Eukaryota, Fungi, Ascomycota, Dothideomycetes, Pleosporales, Trematosphaeriaceae. Bases 78 to 1253 code for a protein of 391 amino acids. The record is from RefSeq and is a predicted model, not a curated record.